UGAUAAUUGCAUACCUUAUUAUUCAUUACAUUGUAACUGAAAUAAAUCAAUAACUAUAUAAUUUUCAUUUAUAGAUUAUCUAAAAAUUUAUUUUCUCGUUUUAUGUAUAAAAAUAACCCUUACACAAUUAUCCGUUUGUUUUCCACUUAACACACGGCAGAUCAUUUUUGUUUUUUUGAUAUUAAAAUAAUUUUACUGUAUAAUUGCUUUACAAAUACAUAAUGCCAUUUCCAAUUGGUGUAGUUCAACCCGUAUUUGUUGCACGGAAUGUAGUCAACCAAGCAUCGAGUUAUGGCGUUACAGAUUCAAAACUUAAUGAGUUAGAAGUUUUCUCGAAUUGCACUCUUGCUAAUAUAAUACGUCAGUUAUCAAGUAUAUCAAAACAAGCCGAAGGUAUGUUCGGUAAACUUACUCGUGAAGCUCAAUCGCUUUCCGUCCGUGCUAACUCGUUACAAAUUAGAUUAGACAGAUUAUCCAUCAACACAAAACAAUUAAAUAUUGAUGAUGAUGAAGAAGUACCUUUACAACUAAUUCAUGCGAGAAAGGAUUUUAAAAGUGCCGUUAUUUUCAACCACCAAAUAUUUUCAAGAGAUACAAUGCCGACGCAGUUGUUUGAAAUGUAUUCGAAAUGUGAUAAGCUUCCUCCUCUUUAUAAACUCAAUCAUUACCGGGAAGAUGGUCAAGAUUGUAUGAAGUUUUACACGGAUCCGAAUUAUUUUUUUGACUUGAAGAGAUUAAGCACGCCAAUAGACGUGGAACAAUUUACUCGUGGCCGAGGAGAAAACCGUAAUGGAUCGCUGUCAGAAGGCUAUGAAUUUGGCCGACGUGCAAACAAGAUUGUUAAACGACCGUACAGUACAAGAGAACGUCAAAAACGGCUUGCUGUUCAAAACGGAGAACAUAUUAUGUCUGAAGACGAUUACAGGGCAUAUCGUCGGGCGUACGCGUCGUGUAACGGUCCAACACGGUUAGACGAUUAUUGCCAAUACACGGGCGAAACAACAAAUCUAUUCGGUACCGGAGGAACGGAGGUUGAGCAAACGCAACGCGGUGCGGAUCGGCCGAGGAUCAACAGUGGUUCGAACGAAACGUCAGUCGACCAAACGGUUCGUGGUCACGGGCCGCAUUCCAACCGGAAGAGAUUACCUCCUCCGCCGCCUCCUCCGACCGUGAACGACUCGCGUUCAACCGAAUCAUUACCGUCGUUCACAGAGUCCGGUGGUUGUUCGUCGGCGAACGUUCCGCCUGCCCCGCCUUUACCGCCGCCGGUGCUCGAUGCGCUCGCGAUGUUCGCCAAUAGAUCGGUAAAACGAUCGCUGUCGAUACAAUCUGUUCCCAGUCACGUAACACAUUUGGAACCGUCGGUGCCACCAGCCGUCCACUACGACGCGAGACAGCGGAACGACGAAACCAUUGUCGAUGCUGCAAACGAUACGGCCACGAAAGUCGGGAGCGGAAUCGCGGAAAAAACGCACGAAACGGAUUUCUUCGAUUUGCGUGUUGAUCUGCUUAAAGCUAUUAAAGACGGCGUUAAGCUGAGAAAAGUGAGCAGAGAUAAACAAAAAGAAGAAGCAUUCGAUUCCGAUUCAUUCCGUUGUGUUGAUUUGAUAUUGUCACGUCGCGUAGCUUUUGAGCAUUCAGAUUCGGAUUCUUCGUCGAAUAAAGGAUAUGACAGUGAUAGCUGUGUUAAAGAAAUGUGCUCGAAUACAUCGAACAACAAAAGUAACGAAACUCCCAGGAAGUCAUGAAUAAAUUACGACUAAAAACGCAUGCAUUGAUUUGAUAUUACAUGUAUAUUUUGACGUUGGGGUAUUGAGCUAAUUAUGUCCGUU
This is a messenger RNA of Sipha flava (yellow sugarcane aphid), 1832 nucleotides long. Its product is annotated as wiskott-Aldrich syndrome protein family member 3-like. Bases 222 to 1748 code for a protein of 508 amino acids. The transcript is spliced from 7 exons. Gene Ontology annotation, cellular component: SCAR complex; cytoskeleton. NCBI's taxonomy places the organism in Eukaryota, Metazoa, Arthropoda, Insecta, Hemiptera, Aphididae. Gene Ontology annotation, biological process: actin cytoskeleton organization; positive regulation of Arp2/3 complex-mediated actin nucleation. Gene Ontology annotation, molecular function: actin binding; Arp2/3 complex binding; protein kinase A regulatory subunit binding. The record is from RefSeq and is a predicted model, not a curated record.